AUGGACAGCCACUUAAUCUAUGUAGCUCGUCACGGCCACGCCAAUUCCAACAUCGGUCUCAGCCAUCAUGGAACCGAUAUUUUCACACUGAACGAUAAAACCUUUUCCGAAUUUCUCCAUUCUAGAAAUGUUAUUAAACAUGGAGACUUUCUGCCAGAUAACCUCACACGACAUGGAAAAGAAGAACUGCGGCGUUACGUGGAUGAACAUCCAGAGUUCUUAGAUUCUUUGGAUCUCAUACUUUGUUCCCCGUUGACCAGAUCCAUUCUGACCGCAAAGGGAUUGGCGCAGACAAACAAGGCUCGAAUUGAUAUCCCUCCAAUAACAUAUGUGGAAGGCGGCAAGCGAUAUGCUUCUACCGUUGAUCUUGCGGGAGGCUUAGCUGAAUGGACUUUAUUGGGUGAAGAAGUUGUUGAUCUGACUGUGGAAACACCAGAGGACCAGUGGGAGGACUGGAAUGACCUGCAGAAGCGAUUAUCCGCCAUCGAAAUAUACAAGCCCCUUGACGAGAUCGAGGAGCAGGACAAGAGGCUUCGGAUUCAAAUUCGCGACUUGGUCCAAACGAUCGCCAAAUCCAAAGAGCGAAGUGUUAAAGUCCUCAUUGUUACCCAUGGCGGCAAGAUCAACACGCUUACUGGGCAUUACAGAACCCAGUUGGAGUCGAACAACGGGGAAUGGGAAUUAAAAAUUUCAUCCUGCUUCGCCAACCUCGGGACAGCAGUAUACAAGUUUAGUUCUGCCACAGACGAAAAGGCCGAGUUGGUAGAGGUACAUGAAAGCGAGUACCAUGCACAGAUCCUAGGGUCAGACAACCAGCGGCCAAGGGGGUUCACUUACAUCGAUAGUAGUGGAAAAGCUGCUGAUGAGAGACAACUCUACGAGAUGUUCCUCAAGGAGACGCACGAGGAGGUGAUAGCAAAGGAGAGUACGCCAAUUUAUUUGGCCCUGUUAAGAUGGGAUGGAACUGUCUUGUAA
Fusarium redolens is the source of this 975-nucleotide messenger RNA. RefSeq lists its product as uncharacterized. The record is from RefSeq and is a predicted model, not a curated record. NCBI's taxonomy places the organism in Eukaryota, Fungi, Ascomycota, Sordariomycetes, Hypocreales, Nectriaceae. The coding region runs from base 1 to 975 and encodes 324 amino acids. The transcript is spliced from 2 exons.